AUGUAUGCCGCCGCUGCUGCUGCCGCCGCCGCCGCAUAUCCCCAACAGCUCGACUACGGGAUGCAGGAGGCCUACUACAGCUCCAACGGCCACUACUCCGCCGACAGCUCGCCCUCAUCGCCCUCGCACUCGCUGCCCUCGAUGUCGAUGGUCGGCCCCCAGCGGACACACCCCUCCAUCGCCGGCAUGCGCAAGCGCUACGACAUGGUCCCCAUCUCCGAUGCGCCCACCGCGCCGCGCAACUACGUCACGCCGUCCUCCACCUCGCGCAAGGACAUCCCGUCCUUCUUCGCCAACCGGCGGCCCACGUCACAGCCGUCGGACGAGGAGGAGGACGAGCUCGCGGACGAGGUCCUCCCCGCGAACGCGACAGACCAGGAGCGCAUCGAGUACAAGCGCCGUCAGAACACGCUCGCUGCGCGCCGGAGCCGCAAGCGCAAGAUGCUCCACCAGCAGCACCUCCAGGACGCUGUCGAGCGGCUCACCCGCGAGAAGGAGAUCUGGAGGACCCGCGCGCUCACGCUGAGCAACCUCCUCCGUAAUCACGGCAUCACCUGCCCCGACUUCCCCGAGGUGUAA
Messenger RNA from Mycena citricolor, 579 nucleotides. The record is from the annotation of a GenBank genome assembly. Lineage: Eukaryota; Fungi; Basidiomycota; Agaricomycetes; Agaricales; Mycenaceae.